AGCAGCAGCAGCGCCAUGUCCGGCAGAGGCAAGGGCGGGAAGGGGCUCGGCAAGGGGGGUGCCAAGCGGCACCGCAAGGUGCUGCGCGACAACAUCCAGGGCAUCACCAAGCCGGCCAUCCGGCGCCUGGCGCGGCGCGGCGGCGUCAAGCGCAUCUCGGGGCUCAUCUACGAGGAGACGCGCGGCGUGCUCAAGGUCUUCCUGGAGAACGUGAUCCGCGACGCCGUCACCUACACCGAGCACGCCAAGCGCAAGACGGUCACGGCCAUGGACGUGGUCUACGCCCUCAAGCGCCAGGGACGCUCCCCUUGGCAGCGGCGGCUGAUCCAUCAGUGGCGGGCGAUGGCGCGCACGAAGCAGACGGCGCGUAAGUCGACGGGCGGGAAGGCGCCCCGCAAGCAGCUGGCCACCAAGGCGGCCCGCAAGAGCGCGCCGGCCACGGGCGGCGUGAAGAAGCCGCACCGCUACCGGCCCGGCACGGUGGCGCUGCGCGAGAUCCGCCGCUACCAGAAGUCGACGGAGCUGCUGAUCCGCAAGCUGCCCUUCCAGCGGCUGGUGCGCGAGAUCGCGCAGGACUUCAAGACCGACCUGCGCUUCCAGAGCUCGGCCGUGAUGGCGCUGCAGGAGGCGAGCGAGGCCUACCUGGUGGGGCUCUUCGAGGACACCAACCUCAGCAGCAGCAGCGCCAUGUCUGGCAGAGGCAAGGGCGGGAAGGGGCUCGGCAAGGGGGGCGCCAAGCGGCACCGCAAGGUGCUGCGCGACAACAUCCAGGGCAUCACCAAGCCGGCCAUCCGGCGCCUGGCGCGGCGCGGCGGCGUCAAGCGCAUCUCGGGGCUCAUCUACGAGGAGACGCGCGGCGUGCUCAAGGUCUUCCUGGAGAACGUGAUCCGCGACGCCGUCACCUACACCGAGCACGCCAAGCGCAAGACGGUCACGGCCAUGGACGUGGUCUACGCCCUCAAGCGCCAGGGACGCACCCUCUACGGCUUCGGCGGCUAAAGCGCGCAGGCAGCUCUCGGACCCUCUCGACACACCCCAAAGGCUCUUUUAAGAGCCGCCCACCUUGUCUUCAGAAAGAGCUGUGUCGUUUUUGUUUCGUGUUGUGAAACGUUAGCCGCG
Messenger RNA from Cygnus olor (mute swan), 1119 nucleotides. RefSeq lists its product as uncharacterized. The record is from RefSeq and is a predicted model, not a curated record. Gene Ontology annotation, molecular function: structural constituent of chromatin; DNA binding; protein heterodimerization activity. The transcript has 3 exons. Lineage: Eukaryota; Metazoa; Chordata; Aves; Anseriformes; Anatidae. Gene Ontology annotation, biological process: nucleosome assembly. The coding region runs from base 16 to 999 and encodes 327 amino acids. Gene Ontology annotation, cellular component: nucleosome.